AUGCAUAGAACCAAUUUUCAUGUACCCUGCUUACUCCUACUAUCAACACUUCUUUUUAUCCUUUUGGAAUAUGCGCCAACUUCAAAGGGGUUCAGUUUAAACGGAAUAAAGCCAAUUUUGGAUAGAACAAAUAAUAUUGCAGGUCAAAUAUCUCAAGGGACUCAGUUUCUAAGUGGUAAAAUCAAUAAUGCAGGAAGUGCAUCGAUAUUUCGUCGACAGCAAUUUGGAAACCAAAAUGCAACUCGCUCUUCGGAUGACCAAAGAUCGAGUAAGUCAUCAUCUGAUCAAUCAGAGCAACAACAACAGCAACAACAGUCCACAAUGGUCAAGAGAAGAAUAGAGUGUCAAUGUGAGAGUGAGUUGCCACAAGCCCAAAUACCUCCUCCGAGGUAUGCAACUUUCGUGGAAUCAGCCAACAGUUAUGGCUACCAACCUGUUGAUGUUCCAGUUGUAAGCGAUGGUGAAGAAUAUCUUUCGGUUGUCAAGCGUCAUUCGACUUAG
This is a messenger RNA of Trichobilharzia regenti, 501 nucleotides long. NCBI's taxonomy places the organism in Eukaryota, Metazoa, Platyhelminthes, Trematoda, Strigeidida, Schistosomatidae. The record is from the annotation of a GenBank genome assembly.